Molecule: messenger RNA, 2991 nt
Organism: Phaedon cochleariae (mustard beetle)
Lineage: Eukaryota; Metazoa; Arthropoda; Insecta; Coleoptera; Chrysomelidae
Source: the annotation of a GenBank genome assembly
CAAUGACGGCUAAGGACUGUCAGACAGUCUAGAUCUGUAGCCGUCAUUGUUUAGGCACUUCUUUCCUAAUUCAACUGUCAAAGUCAUCUUGGGACUUUGAUUCAUUGAUUGUCUUGGAAAAAAUAAAAAUAAAUAGAAAAUAGAAGUGCCAUUAUGUUGUGUUGUAAUGUCUGAAUUCUUGUUCAUUUCAGUUUUUACUAACUGGAUACUAGAAUCACGAAUAUUUUCAGCAAAUACUCCUAUUCAAAUUUACUGCUGAGAUCUCCAAGCUUACAUCUCUGAAGGCCUACAAAGGUCUUUAACAUUUGAUUAUGAUUCGACAUCUUCUAAUCAUGUCAGGAUUGAGCUCUAGUUGCAGUAGGGACUGCUCAGGACGUGGUGAAUGCUACAAUGGCACAUGUUUAUGUGACAUACGUUUCACUGGGGAAUUGUGUGAUGGACCAAACUUGCCAUACCAUACAGGAAUUGGUGGUGUAUUCUUCUUUAUAAGCAUAGUUUGUGCAAUUCAACUCAUUACUUGCAUAAUAUCGGAAUAUGUGAGGUUGAAGGCUCCUAGUCUUCUUAGAGCAUGUAAAGUAACCACACAGAAGUUGAUCUACUUUGUAAUCUGCAUUGCCAGCUUGAUUCGUGGAGCAUACUUCAUAUUUCCUGAAUCUUUUGAAUAUGGUUGGUCAAGUAGUCUGUUAUCAUCCUACUAUCCACUACUCAUGUCAAGUGCAUCACUCAUUGUGUGUUUCUGGGCAGAGCCCAAAUUGGUGAUACCUGACGUCGACCGUGGUCGUACAGAUCCCCGAAAUGUGUUAGCCAUUGUUGUUGGAAUAGAGGAUUCAGACUUUUAUAAAUUAGCAAACAAAAAUGGCACCUUGAAGCAGCUUUUCACCCGUAAUCAAUUUGCAAUUUGCAAAGAAAAGUUCAUUACCAUGGAUGAGAUUUCAGCUCAAGAAAUUUCGGUGUUCCACUUGCCAGGCAUUCGCUGGGAUAAACCUCAGUUCCUGUCUAAAUCUUUCCUCGCAUUCAUCACAUUCAAUGUGAUCAGCUUCAGCCUCCUCAUCGCUGAAACCAUAACCACUCAACUUGCCAAACCGCCACCAGAUGAUCCUCGUUUCUAUCAUCACUUAUUCAAUGGAUGCUAUGCAGUUUUGAUGUUCAUCAUUGUUGUUUUCUUUCUAAUCUAUGGAGUUGAAGUGUACUUCAAGGUUCGAGGAGGUUUCAUCACCAAACCACUUCAACUAGCCAGCAACAAUUUAGAAACACAACCUCUUCGAGAUGAGCCAGACCUCAGGAAUAGGAUCAACCUGUCUCAACUUCACCAGUCACGUAUUGGUUUGUUGAGCCAAGCUCUGAUGCUCAUCAUCAUCUCUGGAUUCCUGUUUUCUGAAACUUUAUCGGAAUUUUGGAAAACAAAGAUCCCCAUCAACUCUCGCAACUUCCUCAACAUCGUCAUCCGUGGCCGUCCUCUGGAACUGCUUGCAGCCUUCCGAGCUGAAGAUCCUCAAUUCCAGCAUGCCAAUCUCUCAGCUCGACCAGACGAGGAGAAAUCUCGAUUUAUCAAAUAUAUAAAAUAUAUCUAUAAAGAAUAUCAAUUCCCUGGCAAUUAUUCCGCAGAGUUAUCCUUACCAUUCACGAUUUCAUUUUAUCAUCCGUGUUUGGCGUCUUGGUUUGUUGGCGUGCCCAUCAACUCUCGCAACCUCCACAACAUCAUAUUCCGUGUGGUGGAGAUCGGCGUGGCCGUAUGGUUCCCUGCGGUCCUCUGGAACUGCAUGCAGCCCUCCGAGCUGUGGAUCCUCAAUCCCAGCAAGCUCCUGUCCCAGCUCGAGCGGCCGAGGAGCGGCGAAGCGGCGGAGGGGGGCGUCAAGGUAGAUAGCGACGACGAGGCGUUCCUGGACAAGCGGGAGUGCUGGAUAUGCUACGACGGGGACAAGAAGGAGCAGCUGAUCCAGCCGUGCGACUGCACUGGGGACGUGUCCAGCGUGCACCACGAGUGUCUCAGAAGGUUAAUGGCUGAUGGAGAGCGCGUCGGCCAGCAACGAGCCGCUCCGGUGCAAGGUGUGCCAGUACGAGUACGACAUAUGCAGGAGCGGCGAGGUGAAGUGGGACAAGGGCUUCACGGCCCACCAUUGGGGCAGCACCGCCUUCGUGGUGACGUGCAUGUGCGUGACGGUGGCUGGCGCCUGGAUCGUCAUCCAGCUGUACGACAACUCGUACGUGCGGAUGGCUAGCGCCAGCGUCGCUCUCAUCAUCAUCUACGUUUGCGUCAGGUUUUUGGGACAAAAUACUCUGAGCGCCUAUCAACGUGCCAAGGUAGCAGCACUGAGUAUUGGAAAUCACGUGACUACGAUCAGCGGUAAUGUGAAUUCGCCGACUACCUCCAACGCUGAGUCCGAGGUUGCCAAUGUUUCACUAUAAUCCAUUUUAGUUUUUUGGAAGUUUUUAGCGAUGGUCCUAGACCACUAGACUAUAUUUCCAUAUUGUCAAACGAUUUCUCCUUGAAAACAUUAUAAUAAAGUUCGCACAUCACAUUGACGUUUGAUCAUUUCUACAGCUAUCACUCGAAAUUGAUUCAUUUAGUACAUGCUAGGGCUAUCCAAAAUACGACUCACUGUGAAGAAUUUAAUAAUAUAAUUUUUCAGAAAUGUUGAUAGAUAAGUUGAAAAGUCUAUGUGCUGUGAACUAAUGCUCAAUUGAACUGCUUGAUAAACAGUCAUAAAAAUAUUCAAAUGGUUGUAUAGGGUGGGUUAAAUUGGACACUUUUCAAAGGAAAGUCCUAUUACUAAGCCAUCCAGAUAAACGCAAACAGUCGGUGGCUAAGGGUCAAUUUUUAUGACAAAAUCAAUGAUAAAAGCCUCAUAUCGACCUCUGAAACUUUUUUGAAUGGAUUCUUUCCAAUUUGUCCAAUUGUCCAAUUUGGUCCACCUGUACUUUGAAAAAUUUUGCAAAUACUGUGAGGACCAAAAGUCCGUCGCCCCCCAUUAACUUUAUAUUACAUAUUUC